Molecule: messenger RNA, 1095 nt
Organism: Caenorhabditis sp. 36 PRJEB53466
Lineage: Eukaryota; Metazoa; Nematoda; Chromadorea; Rhabditida; Rhabditidae
Source: the annotation of a GenBank genome assembly
AUGUCGGAGGCUGGAAACUGGUGCCUUAUCGAAAGCGACCCAGGAGUAUUCACUGAAAUGCUCCGCGGAUUUGGCGUCGGUGGAAUGCAGGUCGAAGAGAUUUAUUCCUUCGACGACGACAAGACUAUUACAAAGUGAGUUAUUCGUUUUAUUAGCAACGAAGUGAAAAAAUGUCGUUUAGGCCAGUUUACGGACUCAUUUUUCUGUUCAAAUGGCGACAAGGAGAAGAAGCUUCCGGCGCCCCGGUCGACGCUCCAAACAUUUUCUUCGCGCAGCAAGUGAUUCAAAACGCGUGCGCCACCCAGGCCCUCAUCAACCUUCUGAUGAACAUCGAGGAUCCGAAUAUCAAAAUCGGUGAUUUGAUGAGCCAAUACAAGGAUUUCGCUAAGGAUAUGGACCCGGCCACCCGUGGACUGUGCCUCUCGAACAGUGACGAAAUUCGCGAGGUGCACAAUAGUUUCUCCCGUCAGACUCUGUUCGAAUUGGACAUCAAGGGCGGCGAGCCAGAGGACAACUAUCAUUUUGUGACGUAUGUGCCAGUCGGAAAUAAAGUUUACGAGCUGGACGGUCUCCGCGAGACACCGCUUGAAGCCGCCGAGAUCCCCGAGGGAGCCGAUUGGCUUAAAGUGAUCGAACCGGUGAUCCAGAAACGAAUGGAGAAGUACAGCGAGGGAGAGAUCCACUUCAACCUGAUGGCCUUGAUUUCGGACCGGCGGGAAAAGUUCCAGGAGAUGCUGCGGAGCUUGGAGGCUGCUAACGAGAACAACGAGUUCGCCGUGCAAAUCGACGAUGUGAAGAGAGCGAUCGAGGAUGAGGAGGAGAAAAUGGCUGAGUACGUACGGAAAAUAUGAUGCGAAAACACUUCCAAAAAUUCUCUCCCAAAAUACAAACGCUUAAUGUUUAAAGAACUUCAGAUACACUAGAGAGAACAGCCGUCGCCGUCACAACUACACUCCGUUCGUUAUGCAGCUGAUGAAAAUUCUGGCGAAAGAAGGAAAGCUCAACGGACUCAUCGAGACCGCUCAUAUGACGGCCAAACAUCGUGCCAAAAUGGCCACCGAGAAGACGAUGCUCGAGUUGAAGAGAAAACAGUAA